CGGUGGUGAACGCGGCCGCGAGGGCUUCGGCUCCUGCUAUGCACCGGCAGAAUUUUCGACCCCCGACUUCUCCUUACCCCAGCCCGGGUGGAGGAGGUUGGGGUAGCGGGAGCAGCUGCCGGGGUACCCCGGGCGGGGGCGGACCGCGGCCGCCCUCCCCUCGGGACGGGUACGGGAGUCCGCACCACACGCCGCCGUACGGGCCCAGGUCUAGGCCCUACGGGAGCAACCACUCUCCGCGACACGGCGGCAGCUUCCCGGGGGGCCGGUUCGGGUCUCCGUCCCCUGGCGGCUACCCUGGCUCCUACUCCAGGUCCCCCGCGGGGUCCCAGCAGCAAUUCGGCUACUCCCCAGGGCAGCAGCAGACCCACCCCCAGGGUUCUCCAAGGACAUCUACACCAUUUGGAUCAGGGCGUGGUAGAGAAAAAAGAAUAUCUAAUGAGUUGGAAAGUUAUUUCAAGCCUUCAAUGCUUGAAGACCCUUGGGCUGGCCUAGAACCAGUAUCUGUAGUGGAUAUAAGCCAACAAUACAGCAAUACUCAAACAUUCACAGGCAAAAAAGGAAGAUACUUUUGUUAACAUUUCUGAAAUUCAACUGGAAGCUUCAUGUGUCAGGAACAUCUUGGACAAAACUUUUACUCGUGUAAUUAAGUUGAACCCAAAGAUGAUGACUUUGAUUGAAUAAUUAGUAGAGUCUUCUUGGUAUCUUUUCAUCAUAUCAAGUGUUGUUGAUAUUAGAGAAGAAGGUAGGAUAAUUUGCAGUAUUUAGCUCUCUGGAAGUGCCUACCAGAUUUUUAGAAGAUUUCCAGUUUCCACAUAACAUUCCUGGUUAUAUACUCGACAUUUGUCUUUUAAUGUUUUUCAAGUGUUUUAAAAUAAAACAUUUUGUCUUUCUAGCUA
Cynocephalus volans (Philippine flying lemur) is the source of this 899-nucleotide messenger RNA. RefSeq names its product M-phase specific PLK1 interacting protein (gene MPLKIP). The transcript has 2 exons. Bases 39 to 578 code for a protein of 179 amino acids. The record is from RefSeq and is a predicted model, not a curated record. Lineage: Eukaryota; Metazoa; Chordata; Mammalia; Dermoptera; Cynocephalidae. Gene Ontology annotation, cellular component: centrosome; nucleus; midbody.